GCUGGUCCCGCCUCGCUGCAGGCUCCUCGCAGGGCGCUUUGUGCAAGUCCGGGUUCUGCAGCGGAUUCCAGAAAGCCUGAAAGACCAUCAUGGCCGAGAAGAAGCCCAAGCUCCACUAUCCCAACGGGAGAGGCCGGAUGGAAACCGUACGAUGGGUUUUAGCUGCCGCUGGAGUCGAGUUUGAUGAAGAAUUUUUGGAAACAAAAGAACAGUUGCAGAAGCUACAGGAUGGUAACCACCUGCUGUUCCAGCAAGUGCCCAUGGUUGAAAUUGACGGGAUGAAGUUGGUGCAGACCCGAAGUAUUCUCCACUACAUCGCGGACAAGCACAAUCUCUUUGGCAAGGACCUCAAGGAGAGAACCCUGAUUGAUAUGUAUGUGGAGGGGACGCUGGAUCUGCUGGAACUAAUCAUCAUGCACCCUUUCCUAAAACCAGACGAUCAACAGAAGGAAGUGGUUAGCAUGGCUCAGAAGGCCAUACUUCGGUACUUCCCUGUGUUUGAAAAGGUUCUACGGGAGCACGGACAGAGGUUCCUUGUGGGGAAUCAGCUGAGCCUGGCAGACGUGGUUCUACUCCAGACCAUUUUGGCUCUAGAGGAGAAAAUUCCCAAUAUUCUGUCUUCAUUUCCGCACCUCCAGGAGUACUCAGUGAAAAUGAGUAAUGUUCCUACAAUUAGGAAAUUCCUUGAACCUGGCAGCAAGAAGAAGCCUCCUCCCGAUGAGAUCUACGUGAGAACCGUCUACAACGUCUUUAUGCCAUAAAACAGCACACGCGUCUGUGAGUGAGAACACACCUCUAGAGAUUGCUGUGACCACAAUAGUACCUUAAUUGAUGCCAGGCUGCCGUGAUACCAGCUAUGUGGUGGUGCUACAUGUAGUUGUUGCUAAGUUGGGUCUUUCAUGUCAAGGAGAUCUCUUCUAGAAACAUUGACAUUUUUGUCUAGUGAGUAAUUGUUAUGGGACCUUUUUCUGCAAACCUUUUUGGAGAGGGUGGCAUUUAAGUUAGAUCUGAUCUGAACUGAUAACAGUGAAUAUCUCUCCUCUGAGCUGUUAUAAAUCCAUGGUAGUAAUGAAUGCAGUCGAUAUUAGCUAAAAUAAAGAAUUUACAAAUCAUUGACCUGUUGCUAGAAUUUUUUAAUUCAGUUGUUUGGAAUCUACAAUGUAGUUACAUGGUUCAAAAGUAAAAAAAGUAUAAAAGUCUACAGUUUUCAGCCCUGCUCCCAGCUACCUGGUUCUCCCCACAGGCAGAGUUAUCAUUUGUAUAUCCUUCCAG
Molossus molossus (Pallas's mastiff bat) is the source of this 1272-nucleotide messenger RNA. Its product is annotated as glutathione S-transferase A4. Lineage: Eukaryota; Metazoa; Chordata; Mammalia; Chiroptera; Molossidae. Gene Ontology annotation, molecular function: glutathione transferase activity. The transcript has 7 exons. The record is from RefSeq and is a predicted model, not a curated record. The coding region runs from base 90 to 761 and encodes 223 amino acids. Gene Ontology annotation, biological process: glutathione metabolic process; xenobiotic metabolic process.